Molecule: messenger RNA, 1428 nt
Organism: Drosophila pseudoobscura
Lineage: Eukaryota; Metazoa; Arthropoda; Insecta; Diptera; Drosophilidae
Exons: 2
Coding region: 120-755 (211 amino acids)
Source: RefSeq, a predicted model, not a curated record
AAGGCAGCGCAGAGGGGAGAAUCCCAAGGAGUCAGUGGAAGUGGGUGGAAGCGGCAUUGGCCGACCGCUGCUUCGAACUCCUCGACAAAGACCCUGGACCUCCGCCAGUCUGCAAGGACAUGGGGUGGUUCCAGGGCAAUGUUAAGAUAAUUGCCUGCGAAGACGAGCGCUCUGUGAAGCUUUACAAAGCGGCGGUAGCGCAGGUCGGCGAGGUUUAUGCUGGGGCGAAACUCGUCGCAGUCGACUGGAGCUUGGUGCCCAGCAGACCGAGGGCCAGAAUUUGGGUGCCGGCUACCUUUAAGGAGCCAGAACGCAUCCUCAAGAUGUUGCAGAGAUGCAACCCAGGACUACCAACCUCCGAUUGGAAGGUAGCCAAAGUUGAGACGACACAAGGGCCGACUAACCAGGCAGUUCUCGUUCUCAAUAAAGAGUCGCUGGCCCCGAUAGAGGCAGCAAAAGGAGAGCUAAACUUUGGCUUCAGCUCGGUCACCAUCAAGGCGUACAAAUCGGACGCGGCGGCCGCGGCGCUUCCUGUCGUCAACCCAGACGUGCAGGAUGUCGUUGCGGAGAUCGAAGCGCCUGACGACGAGCUGGAGCCAGACCAGGAAGGCUUCUCCUCAGAGACAGAACUGAUGCUCGACUUCGAGUCAAUGUGCCGAGAGAGAGUCUCAGAUGACUCGGACGCGGACAUCACGGUGGUGGAGAAUCUUGAAGAUGGUCCUAACGAUCCUUCAAAUAAAUCUCCACCACUGUAAAGCAGCAUCGGCUGCUCUCAUACUCCGCCUAGACGCAAGCGGAGCCGACGUAGUCCUGUUCCAGGAGCCUUGGGUGGUAGGAGGCAAGGUCUGUGGAUUAGGGAUGAGGGAAUACAAGAUCAUUGUAUCCCAAAAUGAAGGUAAAAUCCGUACCUGCAUACUUGCUAGAAAGCACCUAAAUAUCUUUCUGCUCCACAAUUAUAGCGAUGGAGAUAACACGGAGGCAAGCCUAGAACUAAGAGGUCAUCAUCUCAGGCUGGUGGCAUCCUAUAUGGCCCACGAGGAGGAUGAUCCUCCGAACGACCUUGUUCGCAAAAUAGCCAGCGACAGCGAAAGGACGGACAAAGACCUACUUAUAGGUUGCGAUGCCAACGCCCACCACACCCAAUGGGGGAGCACGGACACGAAUGUGAGGGAUGCAUUUAAACACAAGAUUGCUCUCGACGAUCAGGAUUUCGACCAUACAACUCAAAAAUUCCAGUAUGGUCAGGAACGGAAGGCCAGAUUGAAAAAAAGUGAUGCAAAAAAACUUAAAUUUUAGUACAUAGUUCAUACAUAUUACAUAUAUACAUUAAAUUCAUUUCAUAUUACAAAUUAAAAAUAUUUUUUAUUACGGAACAAAAUGGGAACGGGUCCAAAAAAAACUCUCGCAAAAACUAUUUCUUGCGAGCCU